GGAGUUAAUGUUACAUGUCGAUAGUGUUUGUUUACGUCAGACUAAUGUCUCAUUUUAUCUUGAAAGCUAAACCGAAAUAUGUUUUGUGGUUAUUAAUCUAUUAUGAAACGAGUACAAAUUCUGUACGCAUACGUUUUUAUUUAUCGUAGCAGUAAUUAAUAUGUCAUUAUUAAAAACGAGAAAACUUCACAGACGAAUUAGUAUAUAGGCCUAGAUAUUUUAAAUUUUGAUUUGUGCUAUGCAGUAUAUGGUCAAAAAAAAUUGUAAUUUCUCAAACAAGUGGAGAUAAUUAAUGUGACUUGUGUGGACAAUGAACAAGAAUGAUGAUGUUUACUUUAUUCAGUUUUGAUAUUCGAACACUUUUAUUUUCACCUAUGAGGCAUUGGAAAAUUGUAUGUGUAUUCUUUGUGAUACACAUUGCUAAUUCAGCUUCCUCUAGAGAACAAGAGAUCACAAAUCAACUAAGCAAACAAGACUCAGUACUUUUUGUGUCAACUCUCAGUGGUUCAUUCUAUACAGUCAGUCGCAGUGGUGGGAAAAUUCUUUGGUCUCUUAAAGAAGAUCCAGUUUUAAGAGUUCCUCUCGAUUUUUCAGCUGGUCCUAGUUUUCUUCCUGACCCUAGAGAUGGAAGUUUGUAUGCCAUUAGUGCUUCUAGAGAACCUAUCAAAAAACUUCCAUUCACUAUUCCGGAACUCGUCACGGCUGCUCCGUGCAAGAGUUCAGAGGGCAUCUUUUAUACAGGAUCCAAGAGGGAUUUGUGGAUAGCCAUUGACCCAACUACUGGUGCCAAAGUUCAGACCUUGUCCUCUGAAGGUGCCCAGAAAGUCUGUCCCUCUUCCAAUGAGAACCUGAUGUACAUUGGCCGAACAGAAUAUUCUAUAAUGAUGUUUGAUGGAAAGACAGGAACUAAAAGUUGGAAUGCAACAUACAUGGAUUAUUCUUCUCAUGUGGCUCCUGAUGUUAGGGAUUAUGGUUUUCGCCAUUUUGUGUCUAGUUCGACGGGAGUGGCCGUUACUUUGGAUAGUGAUACAGGAGAAAUUUUGUGGCAGAAAGAUUUUGAAUCCCCUGUUGUGGCCAUGUACCAGAUGCAUCUAGACGGGCUUCAGCGUGUGCCGUUUGCCAUCUUUGCUGCAGACACUCUUGACCAUUUAACUGGCCAGUUGGAGUCCACACAGUGGAAGAACAGAUUUCUGGAUUUGAAUCUCAGGCAGACGUUUUACCCAAAACUAUAUGUUGGGGAAUCCCAACAUGGUGCAUAUGCUAUCAUCACACUAGUUGAUGAAACAACAGGAACAAUUGCUGCUCAAUGGCCAGAUAUUCCUCAAAUCGAGGGACCACUGUCUAAUAUCCCAGAAAAGACUUAUGAUAGUCCAGAAAUAAAUACACAUUCCCAUAUUGAUGUAAUCAAAGCCACAACUGUCAGAAGAGGUGGAGCUGUACUCAUGAUAGGUACAAUAGUUGGCUUUCAACAAGUGUUUAGCUGUAUUAACAUGAUGGGUUACCAUGAGCUCCCAGAGAAAAUAGUGUCAAGGAUAUCUCCAACCUACCAGCUGCCUGACAACAGCCAAGAUAAAAUUAUACCCACUACCAGUGAGAAUAAAACAAACCACACUGAUGGCUUCUGGGUAAUAUUCUUUAUGAGUGAAGGGAACCUGGUUGUGGGAGUUGGGUGUGCUUUCCUUGUCAUACUGCUGGUGGCCCUGUUCUACACCUCGAAACAAAAUGAAAAAUCACUAAGGAGCAUAGCACAACACAUUGAGCAACAAAAACACAGUCAAACGAAUUCUGAUCACAACAGUGAAAUUAGUGAUAUGCAAAUCCACCCCAACGGCUGGACAAAAGUUGGUAAAAUUGUCUUCAAUCCAAAAGAGGUCUUGGGCCAUGGCUGUGAGGGUACUUUUGUAUACAGUGGACAGUUUGACAAGCGUAGUGUGGCUGUGAAAAGACUGCUGCCCGAGUGUUUUAGUUUUGCUGACAGAGAAGUGGAGCUUCUACGAGAAUCUGACCAGCAUCCUAAUGUUAUUAGAUACUAUUGUAUGGAAUCUGACAGUCAGUUUCGCUACAUAGCCCUGGAGCUGUGUGUUGCCACUCUCCAUGACUAUAUAGAAAGGAAGUACGUUCCUCCUGUGCCACUGCAGGCAAGGGACAUACUGCAUCAGGCUAUGUCGGGCAUCGCCCAUCUUCAUUCACUUGACAUUGUCCACAGAGAUAUCAAGCCUCAAAAUGUUCUCAUAUCUCAACCCAAUGCUAAACAUGAGAUUCGAGUGAUGAUAUCUGAUUUUGGUUUGUGUAAAAAACUUGCUGCUGGGAGGUACUCUUUCUCUCGGAGAUCCGGCGCUGCUGGUACAGACGGGUGGAUUGCUCCGGAGAUGCUCAGCUCUGAGGAAAGAACUACGUGUGCUGUAGACAUAUUUUCUGCAGGAUGUGUAUUUUACUAUGUUCUUACAAAAGGCCACCAUCCAUUUGGAAAUAAUUUAAGAAGGCAAGCAAAUAUUUUAACUGGGGAAUCAAAUCUUCAACAAUUGCAAGGAGACGAAAACUGCACAGCUAGCCGACUUAUAGGCAAAAUGAUUUCUCAUUCUCCUGAUGAGCGUCCUUUGGCAGAUACUGUAUUAAAACAUCCUUUCUUUUGGUCAAAAUCAACACAGCUAGCGUUCUUCCAGGAUGUAAGUGACCGUGUAGAGAAAGAAGAGGAAGACUGUGUGCUGGUUCAAAAGUUGGAAGAACAGGGCAUGGUAGUAACUCGUGGAGACUGGAGGAAACACAUCUGUCAAUAUUUACAGGAAGAUUUAAGGAAAUUUAGAACUUAUAGAGGUGAUUCAGUGCGUGAUUUAUUGAGAGCAAUGAGAAACAAAAAACAUCACUACAGACAGCUGCCAGAGCCAGUGAAGAUGAGUCUGGGUACUGUCCCUGAUGAGUUUGUUACCUACUUCACCUCACGGUUCCCACUUCUACUGCUGCACACAUACAUCGCCAUGGAGAGCUGCAAACAUGAAAAACUGAUGAGACCCUAUUAUCACUGUGAUCAAAGAUUUCCAGAGAAAACCACAGAGCCCUAUCACUAUGACGAAAGGCCCCUGCCUGAUCCACAGCUUGGUUUUAAAAACUUUCAACAUUCCACAAACGGUCAGGGGUUUUUACUCCCUAACAGUAAACUAAAGCCGUGCACGCCCAGAACUUUAUUGCAGCAGGAUGACACAGUUUCCUUAAGCCCACCUCAGGUCAGGCUCAAUCGAUCUCCUAAAAACCAGUUCAAAAACCAUUGGAAAAGAAGAGCGACCAAGUCUCCUGAGAGUGAAAAGUAGUGUGAAUUUUUUAUUUUAAUGUGAUAUUUUCCAAACUGUGUUGAAGUGCCUUUGUGGAAUGUAAUUGAAACCUUUGUUGUAACCUUGACCUUUGUUACACCAUCUUGUUAUUUUAAUUGCACAUAUUUUUAUUUAUUUACUUUUAGCCUUCAGUAUGAGUGCCAUCUAAUAAAUUUUACAUAUGUUUAUGCUACUAUUCAUUUGACUAUGUUAUGAAAUGAACUGUAACACAAUGCAAGUCAAUAAAUUAAGAAAUAUUUUCUGUGUAUUACCAUGUCACAUGACAAAAUAUCAAAAUGUUUCAAAGUUAUUUGACACAAAAAUGCAACAAUAUCUAACAAUAAAAUUACUUUCAGAUUCUUUCA
This is a messenger RNA of Physella acuta, 3670 nucleotides long. RefSeq names its product serine/threonine-protein kinase/endoribonuclease IRE1. The record is from RefSeq and is a predicted model, not a curated record. Gene Ontology annotation, molecular function: protein serine/threonine kinase activity; ATP binding; RNA endonuclease activity. Gene Ontology annotation, biological process: protein phosphorylation; mRNA processing; intrinsic apoptotic signaling pathway in response to endoplasmic reticulum stress. NCBI's taxonomy places the organism in Eukaryota, Metazoa, Mollusca, Gastropoda, Physidae. Gene Ontology annotation, cellular component: IRE1-TRAF2-ASK1 complex.